UUUCCGCAUCAGGCAGUAGUCGAAGGGAGCUGUCACUCUUUUGAACGUUUUCAUCAUGUAAUCGCACACUUUGUUCAUUACAAGUGAUAUGGCUGCUGGGUUUUGUCCAGGACGGUUAUAUGUCUUUCAGAAUCCUCUUGUAGGUGGUGGUUUUUUUCUUUCUAGUAGAGCAGCGGCACUAUUCUCAGCGGAACAAGUGCGGAAGGCGAGCUAAUAGUGAGCUAGCAACCUCGAUGCUCAAGCCUCAAUGUGAGACGACGAACGCGGCCCUCAUAGCUUAACGACCCACCCAGAACACAACAUGCAUCCGCCUCCGAGAAAGGACUUCAUCUCUCUGACACUCACUGAUCCGUACAAUCGUAUGUACACUAAUGGAAAGCACCGUCGACAAUCGUGUUGGCGGAGAUGGAAGCAGCUGUCUCGUCUGCAGCGAAGCCUGGUCCUGUUCCUGUUUGCCUUGUUGCUGAUAUUUGGUCUGCUCUCCUUCCCUGGCUUCAGACAGCAAUGGAAAGGCUUGUCCGAUGCAGAGAGCUGGCUGGGCGACGUGGAGUUAAAGCCACGGUUGAAUUCUGUCAAAUCUGCAGUUCCCAUGGCAGGGCCACACUUGGGGCCGGAUUUGAAUCCAAAUUUAUCAGGCCCCAACGGACCAAACUUCCCUCCGGUUUUAGAGAAAAAGCCCAAUAAGAAAAAGACGUUCCCUUUCAAAAGAGGGCCACCGAAUCUACAGAAAGGAGGAGCUAUUGGUGAAAGGCAAGAGAAAGAGGUUAUACAAGAGGAGCAAGAGGAUGAGGACAAAGAAAAAAAGAUUGUCAGCUGGCGGGGGGCUAUGAUCGAGGCAGAUCAGGCCACUGAGCCUCCACCAUCAGCCGUCGACCGAGAAGCCGCAGCUGCUGGACCUGCCAAUGGUGCUGAGGAUGCUCAUUUGACCACCACUGAUGUCACAGUUCAAAGACUAGAAGAGGUGCGUGCAGCAUUCCGACAUGCAUGGAAAGGCUACAAGGACUCUGCCUGGGGUCAUGAUGAGCUCAAGCCAAUCUCAAAGUCUUUUGGGGAGUGGUUUGGACUGGGCCUGACACUCAUCGAUUCUCUUGACACUAUGUGGAUUCUGGACUUGAAAGAAGAAUUCAAAGAAGCACGGCAGUGGGUCAGUAAUGAGCUGUCUUUUAACAAAAACGUCGAUGUGAAUCUGUUCGAGACCACAAUCCGAGUCCUCGGCGGCCUGCUCAGCACCUACCAUUUAACAAAAGAUGAGCUGUUUCUGGAUAAAGCUAAAGACCUGGGUUCCAGGCUCAUGCCAGCCUUCAAAACCCCUUCCAAGAUCCCAUUCUCCGACGUCAACAUUGGGAAAGGAACAGCCCACCCUCCUCGCUGGACAUCAGACAGCACACUAGCUGAAGUUACAAGCAUCCAAUUGGAGUUUAGGGAGCUGAGUCGUCUAACCAACGAUCGAAUAUACCAGGACGCUGUGAACGAGGUAAUGCGUCUGGUUCACAAGCUGCCGGGAAAACAAGAUGGCCUGGUCCCAAUGUUCAUCAACACCAACAGUGGGCAGUUCACCCACAAGGGUGUUUACACGCUGGGAGCCAGAGCCGACAGCUACUAUGAAUACCUACUCAAGCAGUGGAUCCAGGGAGGAAAAAUGGAAGAUGAACUGCUGGAGGAUUAUCUUCAGGCCAUUGAUGGGGUGAAAAAGCACCUUGUUAAACAGACCGGCCCAAACAAAUGGACCUUUGUGGGAGAGUUGUCCCACAACCGUUUCAAUCCAAAAAUGGACCACCUGGUGUGUUUCCUGCCAGGAACCCUGGCGCUGGGGGUUCACUACGGUCUUCCAGGGGACCACAUGGACCUGGCGAAGGAGCUGAUGCAGACCUGCCACCAGAUGUACAAGCAGAUGGAGACCGGACUCAGCCCGGAGAUCGCUCACUUCAGCUUACAGCCCGGGGAUGCCAAAGACAUUAUUGUCAAGCCUGCCGACAGACACAACCUGCUGAGACCAGAGACGGUGGAGAGUCUCUUCUACAUGUACAGGUUCACAAACGACUCCAAGUACAGAGACUGGGGGUGGGAGAUACUGCAGAACUUCAACAAGUACACUAAGGUGUCUGACGGCGGCUACACGUCCAUCAACAAUGUCUGUGACCGAGUCAACCCCGCACCCAGAGACAAGAUGGAGAGCUUCUUCCUUGGCGAGACGCUCAAGUAUUUCUACCUGCUGUUCUCCGACAAUAUGGACCUGUUCAGCCUGGACAGGUACGUCUUCAACACGGAGGCCCAUCCACUGCCCAUUUGGUCUUCUGCACCAAAGUGAUUCCGUCAGAGAGCGGAUGUGUUGAGACACCCAGCCCAGGAUCCCCCCGCCCCAUGAGUCACCGACUGUGCUGGUUAGUGAACUUGUUCCCAAGCAGCUGUCAAGCCUGGAUUCGUACGAAAUGUCGGCACCUGGCAGUGACUCAUUUCUACAAGGUGUUUAUUUUUUUAUAUUUUCCUAAGGAAAAUGUUUGGAUUUGAGCGGGACUCUGUAACGCUAUGAGUCCUGUACACACCGACUUUUAUACAUGAAAGACCGUUGUAAAUGUUCAGCUGGGAAAUGGACCCACUGUGGUCAGGUUUUGGAGAGUUGAAGGCGCUUGUUUGUCAGUCGUCCCGGGCCAGUGCCUUGCUCACAUUUGAAAGAAGAGAAAAAAAACAAAGUUAAGGUAAAAACAGAUACCUUAUCGACAGAAUAAUAAUGAGCCACAUCCUUUUUUGUAAUAUGAUGGUGUGCGUGAACUCUGUCUGCCGGCGGAGAGCUCUAGAUUUAAUCUGGGCAUUCUUAAUGUGGAAUAAAAGCACCAGAACAACCACGAGGGACCCUUUUAAACAAUGGUGACACCGUUCUUCUUCUUCUGCUUAUAAAAAGGCUGCACAGAGGUGCGUCUCUCGUCACCUCAAUCAAACCCUGUGACCUUGUCACCUGAAGCGGCCUGAGUUCACCCCUGCUUAAGAGGACGCCAAAAGACAAAUUUAGUCCUUUAUUUUAUAAAUGCAGACUACAAUGCUUAUUCUCUCCUUUUGUAUGUGAAGCUGAAACCUAAAAGAAGUUACAAAAACUGUGAAACCCCCAGAAUGCAUUGCACUUGCUACAAAAUCAUUGGUCACAUCUUUAAUAGAAUUUUAACACCUGUGUGUUAAGAAUGUCCUCGUGUAGUUGAUCUGAUCUGAAGCCUGACUUGACACACGAUUCAGGGAUCACACACACACACACACACACACACACACACACACACACACACACACACACACACACACACACACACACACACGAUGAGAAUUACUUGUGAACAUUCCUUCUAUAGGAUGUGAUGUUUACAUGAAUGUCUGUUCCCCCCCCAACAUAAGCACGUUGUUUUUUUUUCAAAGCGUAAAAACAUUUUUCCUAGUUUUUACCAGUAAAAUGUUGGAAGACUGGAUGCGUGGAUCACUAUUUAGAAUUCCUCCAAGUGAAACGGUGUCAGUUCUGGAUGUAAAUACUUGGUCCAAGGCCAUUUUUAUGAUAAUUAUAGGGCUCUGACAGUUUCUGUCUUUUGAGGCGAACACUGGCCAUAAUGUGACGUGUAUAUAGAAUAAUCCGUCACGUACCAAUGUCAUGUCGGACAAGAAGACGGGCCGUUACUGUGCGUUUUUCAUGCUGUUCCUGAAAUGUGUCUGAUAUGCUCAACACCAGGGGGGCAAGGUUCCUUUGUAGCCUUACAAGAACACAGUGCUGCGUCAAUACAAGGACUAACAGGACCACAGUCUUAAUCCAGCCCUGUGCCAUUAACAUUCCUCCAGUUCCCUCAGACCUAGCAACUGUCACACUCAGUUUCAUUUAAAAGGCUCUUGUGGUGGUCAAACCAAGAUGUUUCUUAGUUAGAAGUUGUUUUUUUAGUUUGUGUCCUGGACUCAGAGGAGCCAUCUGUUUGCCUUACUGUGCCUGCUAAAAUCUCUAUUGUGCUAUGGUGGUUUGUUUCUUUCCCUUUCUUUGAAUCGAGGCUGCGUCAGGUUUAAUUGUUCUCCUUGCUCCUCUCCACCAGAUGCUUUGUGCUUUCAUUUGUUUUGUCAUUUGAGUCAGGUCAUUCCUCCCAACCUGCAACAGAAUCAGUUCCACGCCACAAGACUUUAAUUUGCACAGUAUCUGAUUUCUCUCCUUGAGGGUCCUUGUUUCUCUUUACGUUUAAAGUCUGGGAGAGUGUGCGCUGCCAAAGUAGAUUUGGGGGAAAUGAAGAUGUCUGAUAAAUUAUUUUGAUUUCAUGCAAAUAAAUACAUGAAAAUA
This is a messenger RNA of Synchiropus splendidus (mandarinfish), 4291 nucleotides long. It is a transcript of the gene man1b1a, whose product is annotated as mannosidase, alpha, class 1B, member 1a. Bases 302 to 2308 code for a protein of 668 amino acids. NCBI's taxonomy places the organism in Eukaryota, Metazoa, Chordata, Actinopteri, Syngnathiformes, Callionymidae. The record is from RefSeq and is a predicted model, not a curated record. Gene Ontology annotation, biological process: carbohydrate metabolic process; N-glycan processing. Gene Ontology annotation, molecular function: mannosyl-oligosaccharide 1,2-alpha-mannosidase activity; calcium ion binding. The transcript has 14 exons. Gene Ontology annotation, cellular component: membrane; endoplasmic reticulum.